UCGACCUCUCCAGCACCCCCGGGCCGGGCGGCGCGUCGGGCCCCCGAGCGCGGGGGGCGAAGGGGCGUCCGGCGAGGAGGAGUGGGGGGGGGCUGGCGUCGACCCCUCCCCGCGUCCCGGGCCCCGGCGCUGAAUCACCGGCGAGGUUUCUGCAAACACGUGAGCCGAGCUGGACGCCCAGAGUCCAGCCUAAGAAGACGCUGCUGCCCGCGGCUGGAAUGCCCCACCAGCCUUCCGCCUGAGCCCAGCGGCUGCUGCCCACUCGCCCCUCGCCACCCUGCACUGCCCCGGCUCCCCCGCGGCCCCCACGCUGCAGUGCGGCCGGGCCCCGUCCCCGCAGGGGCCGCCCGCCCCUGGUACCCGGGGCGGCCCGGCCCGCCGGGCCAUGAAGCUGCAGGCGGUGAUGGAGACGCUCCUGCAACGGCAGCAGCGGGCGCGCCAGGAGCUGGAGGCCCGGCAGCCCCCCGAGCCCCCCGCCAACGCCGCCGCCGCGCCCCCGCCGGCCCCCCGCGCCCGGCCGCCCCCGGAGGAGGACCGGGAUGCGGACACUGCGCGGAUGCAGCGCGCGCAGAUGGCCGCGCUGGCCGCGAUGCGCGCGGCCGCCGCGGGCCUGGGCCACGCGGCCGGGGCCAGCAGCUCCGAGGAGGACGAGGCGGCGGCGGCCAGCGGCGAGGCCGGGGCCGCGUCCCCCAGCGCGGACACCGCCGAGGGCCCGGGCCCGGGCGGCGAAGGGGACCAGGACGAGCACUCGGAGAACGAGGCCUCCGAGGAUGAGCUAAAGCCGAAGUGGGAGGAAGAAGAGGAGGAAGAGCUGGAGGAGGAGGAGGAGGAAGAAGAGGAGGAGUACGAGGAAGACGACGAGGAAGGGCUGGGCCCCCCCGGCCCCGCCGCCCUGUUCCCCCGCAAGGCCCAGCCGCCCCCCACCUUCCGCAGUGGCGGGGAUGGACCCCGGGCGCUGGGUGGCCAGGACCGCGCCGGGGCUGGGCCGGCCGCGGUCGGGGGCGCCGCCCACGUGUUCCCCCCAAUGCAGCCGCCUGACCACGGGGACUGGACCUACGAGGAGCAGUUCAAACAGCUCUACGAACUGGACGGGGACCCCAAGCGGAAGGAGUUUCUGGACGAUCUGUUUAGCUUCAUGCAGAAGAGAGGGACGCCCGUGAACCGGAUCCCCAUCAUGGCCAAGCAGGUGCUCGACCUGUUCAUGCUGUACGUGCUGGUGACGGAGAAGGGCGGCCUGGUGGAGGUGAUCAACAAGAAGCUGUGGCGCGAGAUCACCAAGGGCCUCAACCUGCCCACGUCCAUCACCAGCGCCGCCUUCACCCUGCGCACGCAGUACAUGAAGUACCUGUACCCCUACGAGUGCGAGAAGCGCGGCCUGAGCAACCCCAACGAGCUGCAGGCGGCCAUCGACAGCAACCGGCGCGAGGGCCGGCGCCAGAGCUUCGGGGGGUCCCUCUUCGCCUACUCGCCGGGGGGCGCGCACGUGCUGCCCUCGCCCAAGCUGCCCGUGCCCGCCCUGGGCCUGGCCGCCAGCACCAACGGCAGCGCCAUCAACCCAGCCCCCAAGAUCAAGAAAGAGGAGGACUCUGCCAUCCCUAUCACCGUCCCCGGCCGUCUGCCUGUCUCCCUGGCAAGCCACCCGGUGGUGGCGGCCCAGGCAGCGGCUGUACAAGCUGCCGCUGCGGCCCAGGCAGCCGCCUUGGAGCAGCUGCGGGAGAAGCUGGAGUCCGGGGAGCCCCCUGAGAAGAAGAUGGCGCUAGUGAGCGACGAGCAGCAAAGGCUUAUGCAGAGGGCGCUGCAGCAGAACUUCCUGGCCAUGACGGCCCAGCUGCCCAUGAGCAUCCGCAUCAACAGCCAAGCCUCUGAGAGCCGCCAGGAUGCAGCCGUGAGCGUGACCGGACCCAAUGGCAGCAACAGUAUUAGCAUGUCAGUGGAGAUUAACGGGGUCAUGUACACAGGAGUGCUUUUCGCUCAGCCGUCAGCACCCACGCCCUCCACAGCCCCCAGCAAAGGCAGCAGCCGGGGAGGGUCCAGCAGCAGCGGUGGUGGCGGCGGCGGCAGCAGUGGCAGCAGCGGUGGCAGCAACAGCAGCGGCGGCGGCAGCAGCAGCCAGGCGGGAUCUGCGGGGCUCUGCGCGCCCCCGACAUCUACCUCAAACAAUUCAUUGCCUUAACCGUACCUCUCCUCACCUGCCGCUUUCCACUACCCCAACACCUCCUGGACCGGGCAGCAGGGUCGCAGGAGAACGGGAAGAAGGAGACACAGGUGGGGAGGGUCGACAUUCAGAAAGGACCCACAGCUAACGCCAAAAACGAAACAAAAAAAAAAAAAAAAAGAAAAAGAAAAAAAUAGAGAUACGUAUAUAUAAAUAUAUAUAUAAAGAAAAUUUAAUAAAACAGGGGAAAACGAAGGAACACUUGAAUUACUCAGGCCUCGGACACUCAGAGAGAGAGGGAGAGAGAGAGAAAGAGAGAGGCGGGGGGGAGGCUGUGAGAUCAGCCCAGGAAGAGGGGAGAGAGGCAGGUGGACCCCUGCCCCGUGGCCCCCAGCGCCUGGAAUAGGCACUUCCGGGGGUGGGGCGAUGUCAGACCACGUGAUCUAAGCCACGCCCAUGUCAGUUGCCUCACGCUGGCGCUGAACCUUGUGGCUUUUUCCAUUAUUUUUUUUCCUUGGAUUUUUUUUUUUUAAUCUUUUUUUUUUUUUUAAACGAUCUAUAGUGUCUUCAUGACUCGCACUCACCACACCUUGCUCCUUGAGUUGAGAAAAGGAACCCGGAGCCACUUACUGUCAUUUUUUUUUUCUUGGUGAUUUUUUUUUUCCCUCUCCCCCACCUCUUUGUGGCUCUCGGGAACUGUUGUUUUUUUUUUUUUUUUUAGUGGGAAUGAAAUAGCGCUAAUAUGCACACUUCAUAGGUUUUUGUCUUUGAAAGAAAAUAUGUGCGUGGGGGUUUCAUUUUGUAAAUAUUCUAUUUUAUUUGGGGGGUGCGGUAAGAAAUCAGACCUUGACCAAGAGAGAUCAGUAUACAGGUAUAUAUUUGUGCUCGUCCAGGGAAAUGACUUGAAAACAAAAACAAAAAAAGGGACCCCGGAGUCCUCCUGCUGGCCCGUGUGGGUCCCUGGCUGGCGUGUGGCCGGGCGGGCAGGGUGCUGGAUUCUUGGGGAGACACCAGCAGAGGUAAACUCAGGUGCUGGGGGGCUGUGGGGGGGGUGCAUGGUGAAUGAAGCCCUCCCCCCGCCCUCUGUGAUGCUUAUUCUCCUGCUUGCAUUGCAUGGGGGGUGGGGGGGCUCUCUGGGGCAAGAAUCUGGAAGUCUUAAGGAGAAAGAGCUAGAAAAAAAAUCCCACCCCCACAUGGCCCCCAGGCUUCGUCUCAGGGAUGAAUUUGAC
Molecule: messenger RNA, 3384 nt
Organism: Sorex fumeus (smoky shrew)
Lineage: Eukaryota; Metazoa; Chordata; Mammalia; Eulipotyphla; Soricidae
Gene: ARID3A
Product: AT-rich interaction domain 3A
Exons: 9
Coding region: 386-2173 (595 amino acids)
Biological process (GO): regulation of transcription by RNA polymerase II
Cellular component (GO): nucleus
Molecular function (GO): DNA binding
Source: RefSeq, a predicted model, not a curated record